Messenger RNA from Brassicogethes aeneus, 1421 nucleotides. The record is from the annotation of a GenBank genome assembly. NCBI's taxonomy places the organism in Eukaryota, Metazoa, Arthropoda, Insecta, Coleoptera, Nitidulidae.
AAAUGGUGGUAUAUUUCGGGGCAGCCCGUAUUAUUUCAAAUGUUGAUUUUGUCAAUUUUCUGUCAAAUUUGUUGUUGUUCUGUGUCAUUCAUCAUCAUCCCAAAUUAUUUGUAUCCAAAAAUAUCAUGAGCCAAGCCACAUGCACGCGGCUUAUACGUUCACAAAGCGCGCAACUUGCUGGGAAAGAUUCAAGGGAAAAACCAUGCACAAGCGAAUCGAAAAAAGUGAUAUCCUUGAUGGGUCCCAAAAAGAAAUUACUGAAGGAGAACCAAAAAGAUUCUCUUACGUCGGUUCUGACGACCUCAUCCGAUGAAAUAUCAGAUGUAACUCGAAGUGAGAAUAAAUUGAAAACGAAAAACAGCAAGUUAACCACCAAAAACAGCUGUAUAACGUUAUCUAAAUACGUACAGGACCAAUUGGCGGCUAAGAAAAAAGGAAUGAAUGAAACCGAGUCCAAAUACUCCAGCGAUCUAAUCUGUCGCAUCUGCCACGGUGGAGAGAGUAUGGACGAUCUAGUACAGCCAUGCAGAUGUAGAGGGACAGUGGCUGUGGUGCAUCUGAAAUGUCUGGAAAGAUGGCUCAGAGAGUCCAGUCAUAGCACUUGCGAGUUGUGCCAGCACCACUAUAAGAUCAUUAGGCAACCGAAGUACAGCAUACCCAGAUCGAUUUUUGUGUUCUUGAGACAUCCUGGGGAACAUUUGAAGGAGAUUUUGGUCGAUUUAGUUGCAUUCGCGUUGUACACGCCAUCAGCAGUGGCGUCCACUUAUAUGCUGAUGAUGAUUUGCGAGGCGCUAAUGAAAAACAACAUCAUAGUCAGUGGGAGUUUGUCUUCUCACUUGAUAGCUUUUUCGGCGGUUUUCGGAAUCGGAGCUAUAGACAUGCUGUACCUUGAAUGGUUGAUGUCAAUACUAGAAUAUCAUUACUCGAAUUGGCACGAAUGGUACAAAGACCAUCUCGAAGUUAAGGUUGUGGUGUCAAAAUUGAAUAGAAAAACCAUAAGAAAGCGCAGAAGAAACCGCGUGUAGUGUUUAGUCAAUAAAAGUCGUUUCAACAAACCUAAAUUUUAUUUUUGUUACGUAAUUAAAAAUAAAUAAUGUACACCAAGAAUUUGUUCAGUCGUUUACUAAUUCACAGGAAUUGCUUAACACAAAAUGCUAGUAAUAUGGUUGAAAUUACGUUCAGUGUAAUAAAUAUUUGGGGAGCUUCAUUCCUCUGACUAUACGUAUCGACGAUGUGGAUUUUCCAACCCAUGUUGCUUUGCGUGAAGGAGUUGUAGUAAACUGUAUCAGGCCAUGAUGAGUUGGGAGUUAUUUCCAAUAUGCCCGGAUCUCCACUUUCGCAGGUGGUUAUUAGAGUACGAUUGAGUUUUUUGAAGUUCAGGAAAGUAUCAUCCAACCGUCUGUCUUCAGUGGGUUUGUGAG